Gossypium raimondii (Peruvian cotton) is the source of this 3207-nucleotide messenger RNA. RefSeq lists its product as uncharacterized. NCBI's taxonomy places the organism in Eukaryota, Viridiplantae, Streptophyta, Magnoliopsida, Malvales, Malvaceae. Gene Ontology annotation, cellular component: cytoplasm; nucleus. The transcript has 3 exons. Gene Ontology annotation, molecular function: ubiquitin protein ligase binding; protein tag activity. The record is from RefSeq and is a predicted model, not a curated record. Gene Ontology annotation, biological process: modification-dependent protein catabolic process; protein ubiquitination.
AUCGUCUUCUCUUUUAAUCCUCUCGAUUCCAAAGCAAGCUCCCGAUUACGAAUCUCUCCCAGAAGAUGCAAAUCUUUGUGAAAACCCUUACUGGUAAGACCAUCACCCUUGAGGUAGAAAGCUCCGAUACUAUCGAUAAUGUCAAGGCCAAAAUCCAAGACAAAGAAGGGAUUCCUCCAGACCAACAAAGGCUUAUCUUUGCCGGAAAACAACUUGAGGAUGGCCGAACUCUUGCCGACUACAACAUCCAAAAGGAGUCCACCCUCCACCUAGUCCUUCGUCUAAGGGGUGGCAUGCAGAUAUUUGUGAAAACCCUUACUGGCAAGACCAUCACCCUCGAGGUGGAAAGUUCUGAUACGAUUGAUAAUGUCAAGGCCAAGAUCCAAGACAAGGAAGGGAUCCCUCCAGACCAACAGAGGCUUAUCUUUGCAGGUAAACAACUUGAAGAUGGCCGGACCCUCGCUGAUUACAACAUCCAGAAAGAGUCUACGCUCCACCUUGUCCUUCGUCUUAGGGGUGGGAUGCAGAUAUUUGUAAAAACCCUCACCGGAAAAACCAUCACUUUGGAGGUGGAGAGUUCUGAUACCAUUGAUAAUGUUAAGGCCAAGAUUCAGGACAAGGAGGGUAUUCCACCAGAUCAGCAGAGGCUGAUUUUUGCCGGAAAGCAGCUCGAGGAUGGGAGGACACUAGCGGAUUAUAACAUCCAAAAGGAGUCAACCCUGCAUUUGGUGCUGCGACUGCGUGGUGGAAUGCAGAUUUUUGUGAAAACUUUGACUGGAAAAACUAUUACAUUGGAGGUGGAGAGUUCAGACACAAUUGAUAACGUGAAGGCCAAGAUCCAAGACAAGGAGGGUAUCCCACCUGACCAGCAGAGGUUGAUUUUUGCUGGAAAGCAACUCGAGGAUGGGAGGACGCUUGCGGAUUAUAACAUCCAAAAGGAGUCAACCCUGCACUUGGUUCUGCGCCUUCGAGGAGGGAUGCAGAUAUUCGUUAAGACCUUGACUGGUAAAACCAUAACACUGGAGGUCGAGAGCUCGGACACCAUUGACAAUGUUAAAGCGAAAAUUCAGGACAAGGAGGGGAUUCCUCCAGACCAGCAGAGGUUGAUUUUUGCCGGAAAGCAGCUUGAGGAUGGGAGGACGCUUGCGGACUAUAACAUCCAAAAGGAAUCCACUCUGCAUUUGGUUUUGCGCCUUAGAGGAGGGAUGCAGAUAUUCGUGAAGACUUUGACUGGGAAAACCAUCACCCUGGAGGUGGAGAGCUCGGACACGAUUGACAAUGUGAAAGCUAAGAUUCAGGACAAGGAGGGGAUUCCUCCAGACCAGCAGAGGUUGAUCUUUGCUGGGAAGCAGUUGGAGGAUGGUCGAACUUUAGCAGACUACAAUAUCCAGAAGGAGUCCACUCUGCAUCUUGUCCUUCGCCUUCGUGGUGGUUUCUAAUUGGGUAUGCAGAUCUUUGUGAAAACCCUUACUGGUAAGACCAUCACCCUUGAGGUAGAAAGUUCUGAUACUAUCGAUAAUGUCAAGGCUAAAAUCCAAGACAAAGAAGGGAUCCCUCCUGACCAGCAAAGGCUUAUCUUUGCCGGAAAACAACUCGAGGAUGGCCGAACUCUUGCCGACUACAAUAUCCAAAAGGAGUCCACCCUCCAUCUAGUCCUUCGUCUAAGGGGUGGCAUGCAGAUAUUCGUGAAAACUCUUACUGGCAAGACUAUCACCCUCGAGGUGGAAAGUUCCGAUACAAUUGAUAAUGUCAAGGCCAAGAUCCAAGACAAGGAAGGGAUCCCACCAGACCAACAGAGGCUUAUCUUUGCCGGUAAACAGCUUGAAGAUGGCCGAACUCUUGCGGAUUACAACAUCCAGAAAGAGUCUACCCUCCACCUUGUCCUUCGUCUUAGGGGUGGGAUGCAGAUCUUUGUAAAAACCCUUACUGGUAAGACCAUCACCCUUGAGGUGGAGAGCUCCGAUACUAUCGAUAAUGUCAAGGCCAAGAUCCAAGACAAGGAAGGGAUUCCACCAGAUCAGCAGAGGUUGAUUUUUGCCGGAAAACAACUCGAAGAUGGUAGGACACUUGCAGAUUACAACAUCCAGAAAGAGUCUACCCUCCACCUUGUCCUUCGUCUUAGGGGUGGGAUGCAGAUUUUUGUAAAAACCCUCACCGGAAAAACUAUUACGUUGGAGGUGGAGAGUUCUGAUACGAUUGAUAAUGUUAAGGCCAAGAUUCAGGAUAAGGAAGGGAUCCCACCGGACCAGCAGAGGUUGAUUUUUGCUGGAAAGCAGCUUGAAGAUGGCCGAACUCUUGCGGACUAUAACAUUCAGAAGGAAUCGACCCUCCAUUUGGUGUUACGUCUCCGUGGUGGCAUGCAAAUUUUUGUGAAGACUCUCACCGGAAAGACUAUUACUUUGGAAGUUGAGAGUUCUGACACCAUUGACAAUGUAAAAGCUAAGAUCCAGGACAAGGAAGGGAUUCCACCAGAUCAGCAGAGGUUGAUUUUUGCUGGCAAACAGCUCGAAGAUGGUAGGACACUUGCAGAUUAUAAUAUCCAGAAAGAGUCUACCCUCCACUUGGUGCUCCGACUUCGAGGAGGGAUGCAGAUAUUCGUGAAGACCUUGACCGGUAAAACCAUCACCCUGGAGGUCGAGAGCUCGGACACCAUUGACAAUGUCAAAGCGAAAAUUCAGGACAAGGAGGGGAUUCCUCCAGACCAGCAGAGGUUGAUUUUUGCCGGAAAGCAGCUUGAGGAUGGGAGGACACUUGCAGACUAUAACAUCCAAAAGGAAUCGACCCUGCAUUUGGUUUUACGACUUCGAGGAGGGAUGCAGAUAUUCGUGAAGACCUUGACCGGGAAAACAAUCACCCUGGAGGUGGAGAGCUCAGACACGAUCGACAAUGUGAAAGCGAAGAUUCAGGACAAGGAGGGGAUUCCACCAGACCAGCAGAGGUUGAUAUUUGCUGGGAAGCAGUUGGAGGAUGGUCGAACUCUAGCCGACUACAAUAUCCAGAAGGAGUCCACACUGCAUCUUGUCCUUCGCCUCCGUGGUGGUUUCUAAUCGGGUGUCUAUUUUGGUUGAUUUCGCAAUUUUCUUUUCUAUGAACUGUUUGUGUUUUAAAGUGGGUUUGUGGGUUUUGAAGGGAACUAUGCUUUGCGGUGCUGAAAUGGUCAGUGAACCACAUAUGUUUAAUUACCAUAUGAAUAACGUUUUAUGUUUA